Messenger RNA from Mercenaria mercenaria, 3582 nucleotides. RefSeq lists its product as uncharacterized. The coding region runs from base 13 to 3135 and encodes 1040 amino acids. The transcript is spliced from 10 exons. Gene Ontology annotation, biological process: intrinsic apoptotic signaling pathway in response to endoplasmic reticulum stress; IRE1-mediated unfolded protein response; mRNA processing. Lineage: Eukaryota; Metazoa; Mollusca; Bivalvia; Venerida; Veneridae. The record is from RefSeq and is a predicted model, not a curated record. Gene Ontology annotation, molecular function: protein serine/threonine kinase activity; RNA endonuclease activity; ATP binding. Gene Ontology annotation, cellular component: IRE1-TRAF2-ASK1 complex.
CAACUUGUCGAUAUGACGAACUAUAUUCAAGGUAGAAGUGAUCGGUAUUAUGUUAACCGUCAGCAUGAUAGUAGCAAAGAUAUAGCUGGACUAACGCAGCAGAAGACUGAAGAUGGAGGCUACAUCAAGGGACAACUUGAGAAAACAAAACAAAAUAACCAAACCCUAAAUAAAAGAAAUGAAAUAUCUAAAAUACUCGCAAAGAAAAAGGAAGAAAAGAAAAUUUCUGCUGUUGUUAGUGUACCUAAUAUGCACUGUCAAAACAUGGACGAACCGAAUGAUCAGCAUAAAGGACCUUCUACCAUUUGGACACCAGAUAGAACAUCACCAGUUAAAGUUAUUCUUACAGAAACUGAAGCCCAGUUGUUAAGAAAUCAGACAGAAACAUUUGAUAAGUUCGAGGAACAAUUGAAACUGCAUGAAAGUGAGCAUUUUAUGGAACAGGUUGUUGCUAUUUCACCAAUUUUUGAACGGAAACCAAAUGUAAUUGAUGAUUUGUUCAAUACUCCUGGAGAGAUACCUGAGUGGUUAGAAGAUGAUGAAGAAAUUCCAAAGGAAGAAGAAGUUUGGAAAAACAUGACUGAACAUUCCACACCUAUAAAGCAGUCUAAUACAGCAGAAAAUGAACAAACAUCAAACAAUAACUACGUUUCAGUGGAAAAGUGCAACAAUAUGGAUCAGCAUAUGUCUUCAUACGAUCCCAUUUCCGCAGAUCCAGCAAUAAUACAUUGUAGUAAGAGGCCUGACUAUGUUGAGACAACAAAUGUUAAUAUUGCUAGUACAAUGAAGAAAGAAUAUGAAACUUCAGUCUAUACUAUUAAUCAACAGAGAAACGUAAUGCAACCACCGAUGAGUCAGAACCAAAUUUCUUCUGACUAUCUGCGCAACCCGACAGAGCCUAUGAUACAAGAAAGUGAUAUGGACAGGGAAAGCAAGGAUCCUUCCAUGAAUCCAAUCUGUGCAGAAAAACAAACAGCUGUUAUAAAACCGCUUGGUCUGUUAUCAGGUUCUCCUAUACCAGCGACUAAUUGUGUCUUUGGUCAGAAACUGCUGGAAAAUGCAUGUCGCUUGGAGGACGCAAUCGACAGCGACGACAGUUUCCUGUAUCCCGGAGAUUUGGCAGGGGAAGCUUACGAGGCAGACGAUGAACACCAAACCAGACAUGAAUCUGAGGAUGAAGCGUUUUAUUUUCCGAGCUUUCACGAAGACACAAUGCUAUCUGCUCACUAUAAUAAGGAGGAUGUUUCAAUAUCUCAUCGUAUUCAGCAGCUACAACUAGAACAGAUAAACAACUACUAUAGUCAAUGUAAAGAUCGUAUUACAGAUGCUGCAUCCAUGGACCAGUCAAAGUUCUUGUAUUAUGCGCAGUCCGCAGGAAUGGAUAGAGACCGCAUCCAGCAACAUUUACAAGGAACAGUUGAAACAGAACAAAGACAAGUACAUAAAGAACGAACUAAUCGCCCAGUCUUGCCAGUAAAACAAGAACCUACAAUUAGUAAGGUCGAGAAGAACCAGAUCCAAGAGAGCAUUGAGCAGAGUAAUGCCAGACAUAUGAAUCAGGCAAACAUGCAAGACCAGGGAGAGUGUCAAAAGAAUGAAUUGCCACUCCCUAAUGUUCACCAAAUGCCUGCCAUGGUCCAAAAUGGCCAUCCACAAGGGAAUGCGCCGCCGCAUAGCAAUGUUCCACAAGGCGUGAUUCAACAACCAGUUCCACAGUUGCCGCUCUUGCAGUUUGGAGUGAUUGUACCAUUUCCUCCGCCGCCAUUACACCCAGCAAAUAUCCGGAACAUUCAGUCACAGCAGGCUGCAAUGUCGUCCACGGUAAGGAACAAAAUUCAGGAAAUCUUACAGUCGAUGUUCAAGUCGAAAGUGAAGAGUGUGCGAUGGAGGAACGAAUUAUCAAGAAUCAGGAACCUCCCUCCAGAGAAACUGAAGGUCAUCGGAAAGAUUAUGAUACCACGAGAUGAUAGUGAUGUAGUUUAUAUAGGAUAUCACUGUAGCGGUGUGACUGUCCUUGGUUACCUGUCUGACGGAAGUGAGGUUGCGGUGAAGAUAAUGGACAGUAGGUUCCGACCUCUCAAACAAGAUGAAACUGACAAGUUACUGAGUGUAGACAGUUCCCAGCUAUUUAUCAACAGAUAUAGGGCGAUAGAAGAGAAUAAUGGGUACUGUUACAUUGCAAUGGACCUGUACGAAUAUUCCUUGCCAGAAUAUCUACAGAUUAUCUCACAAAACAAGAACAUAGAUAAGAAAAUUGCCAUAGAGAAACUUAUCUUCCAGCUGCUGAGGGGGAUACUGACUUUGCACCAACAUUAUCUCAUUGUCCAUGGUGAACUAAGGCCCGGGAACAUAGUGAUAGACAUCGAUGGGAACUUGAAAGUGACAGGUUAUGGAAUAGGUAGAAACACAGCCAGGGAUUCCCAAAGAUACGCGGAGUACAACGACGAGGAUAAAUGUUGGCUUGCACCGGAAGUACUGCUUCAUAGACAGACGAUCGUGUUUAAAACGGAUAUCUGGUCGAUUGGAAUGCUAAUUUACUACAUCUACAAGGAUGGCAAGAAUCCUUUUGGCAGCGAAACAAGGGAGAUAAUCCAGAACAUUGCGGAGCAGAGGUACAUGAUGGAAUACAUCAGCGAGGAGGCAGGACAUCUACUGAGCAUGAUGCUGUCGGUAAACAAGAUAGACAGACCUGCAAUUGCUGAUGCUCUAAAACAUCCUAUGUUCUGGGCAGAGGAACAGAAAAUACGAUUCAUAUCAAUAGUUGGAUCUGACAUUGUCCGGGAGAUGAAACAUAACUAUAUGACCGAUAAAAAACAACGCGAAAAUUCCAUGACAGCAAUUGUUUCUAUGGCGCCAUGCAACAUUACACUAAUCAGAUGGAUCCAAGCCAUUGAGCCAACUGUAAUGAAAGAAAUGAAGACUUUCAGACCAUACAAGAACAGCAUUGUUGAGCUCGUUGUUUUCGUGUAUAACUGCUGCAACCACUUUGAGACACUAUCUCCAAAAGUGAAAGAGAUCAUAGAUGAACCAUGCACUUAUUUCUUGACAAAGUUCCCAACACUAUUCAUGACGGUGUACCGAGUUAUCAAAUUUUCCAACAGGAGGGAUAAGACGUGCUACAAACCUUUCUUCUAAACAGGCCAUCACGAGAUUUUCGUGCUUAUUUGGACGCUACUUAAUUUUGAAAUCAUAUCAUUGUGUGACUGCUUUUAAUGUUUAGAUUUUUGGAGUAAUUUUUCAGUUAUUAAGUAUUUCGUAAUUUUGAAAACUACAUCCUUUUUAAUGAAGUAGAUUUUUUAUAAGGCCUUAUCACUCUUUUGAUAUUAUAUUUAGAUAUGUAUAUUAAAUUAAGUUUUCUUUUUAAACAACCUUAUCUUAUAACGGUUUUAGAUAAAAACUUUGACCAUUUUUUAAAAAUGUGUUGUUCUUUUUUAAGACGUAUUUUUUAACGAAGGAUUUGCUACUUUUAGUAGCUGUUACUGUGAUAUUGUUGCAUAUUACAUAACUUAUUUUUAUCAUCUGCGUAAUUGUUGCAUUUGAUUUCUGAUAUUUAUAGAAUAAAGAAUCGAUAAAUCAAACUUA